AUGACAGCUGGCAUGACCAGUGCCUCCAGGCUGGCCCCUCUGACAGCUCACAAUCUAGACGCCGACACCUUCGACCCGCUCAUUCCCCGGGUGGCGCAGCAGGCAAUCACGCGGUCCCCGAUUCGACUUCCCUGGGAGGCCCGCGUCCUGCCACUAGGCAUGUUCUUCCGGUCCGCCAGAGCGAAUAAUAACGCCAAUGGAGACGGCAAUCCGUUUGCCCCGCAGUCAGCUUUCGAUGCAGAAUCCCUCAGCUCGACACCGGUCGUGUUCACGGCGUACGAUGGGGGUGGCCGCUUCAGGUCCUCCGAAGCGAUAGGCUCAUCCGCAUCCACGGACCAUCUGAGCGUGGGCGGUGGCGUCGGCGUGGAUCUGGGUUUCCUCGACGCUAGCGUCUCCGUCCAAUAUGACAGAGACGUCCUGGAGAACCGAGACUCCACAAAGGUCUCGGUCACGACGAGUUACCGCGCCGGAUCGGUUGUCUUUGCCCGUCCGCCAGAACUCUCGGCGGAUGCAUUCCAGAUUCUCUACGGCCGGGGCCCUGACGAGUUCAAGGCAAUUUUUGGCGACUACUACGUGGGCGGUUACCGGAUCGGAGGGGAUGCAUCAGUGCUCUUCAGCACGGAUACGAGCUCGCGCAGCGAGACGGAGACCAAAUCAGUCAAGAUUAGCGUGGAGUCCUGGUUCGGCGACUACCACAAGGAGUGGUCGACGAGUUCGACAAGCACCGAGCACCACGCCGAGGUGCGCGUGAGUGCCUACUCGACAUUGGAGCAGGCGCUUGUUGGAGAGACCGUGAUGAUAGGGACUGCACGGUUCCAGGCGGCAAUCGAACAGGCUCAGGGGAUCCACCAGCGUGCGCAGGGGCUGGCGGAUAGCAUCGCCAAGGAACUAGCUCAAAUUGGUGUGAAAAAGGGGAAGCUGGUGACCCAGCAGCAGUGUAUUCAGCUGUGUGAGAGUGGAGCCGUCAUCGAGCUUCUCCUCUUGCCUGUGGAGUCUCUACGGCAGGUUCGGUAUUGGACGCUUCUACAGUCAUCGCGUGAAUCCUUUGACUAG
Messenger RNA from Aspergillus thermomutatus, 1053 nucleotides. RefSeq lists its product as uncharacterized. Lineage: Eukaryota; Fungi; Ascomycota; Eurotiomycetes; Eurotiales; Aspergillaceae. The transcript has a single exon. Bases 1 to 1053 code for a protein of 350 amino acids. The record is from RefSeq and is a predicted model, not a curated record.